This is a messenger RNA of Ostrea edulis (European flat oyster), 1383 nucleotides long. RefSeq lists its product as uncharacterized. The transcript has 5 exons. NCBI's taxonomy places the organism in Eukaryota, Metazoa, Mollusca, Bivalvia, Ostreida, Ostreidae. Bases 16 to 1383 code for a protein of 455 amino acids. The record is from RefSeq and is a predicted model, not a curated record.
GAGAGAGAGAGAGGAAUGGGGCUUUCUUUAUAUGCAUGCAUUAUAUUACCUAUACUACGGAUCGAUACAUCACAGAGUGAAAUGAUGAUGGAGACUACGACGGAGGCGUUUAACACCACCACCCCCGUGGCCGUGGAGGACAGCUAUCAGUACAGCUGGUUCAGCUUUGCUUUCAUUUUGAUCUUUUUCUUUUUCUGUUGCUCAUGUAUUCGUGACUUUUUAAAAGAGGUAUGCCGGUGUGAAUGUAGAGAGCGAUUCUCUCCCUGCAGAGAUUGUGAUUCUCCCUGUGAACUGCUGGAAUCGUGCAGAAGUUGUCAAUGUACCGCAGUGAUACUCUCGUGUUUAAGGGGGUGUGUGUCAAAAUGUUCUGUGAUUUGUGAACGUUUGAGAGCCUGUAUCAGUGACAACAAUAAUGUGAAUUCUGAUGUUGAAGUGGCAUCAUCCUCUCCUGUGACAAUAUCCAGUCAGUUUUCAGAAAUGGUGGAGCACCGCACGGACAAUAUCGAUGAAAAUCCGCCAAUGAACGAAGUACCGCCCCCGUCGUAUGACAGCAUUGUGUCCAACCCUUCUCAACCACCCCCGAGUUAUGAGGAGGCCAUGCGCUCUAGCAAUAAGACUAUGUGCAACGGCUUGUUUACAUUGGAGAGAGAACUACCAACAAAGUACAGGAAAAACUCGUCAUGCAAAUACCUCUUUAUUACUUUGAAAAUCUCAGAAAAGUCUUCAUUCAUAUAUUUCAUGGUAUAUAUAUAUAUAUAUAUAUAUAUGUGUGUGUGUGUGUGUGUGUGUGUGUGUGUGUGUGUACAGUUACCAACGUUAAGGAUAUUUCACGAGAUCAUGGAGUCUUCUACUGAGGCGUUGAACACCACCACACCCGAGGCCAUCGACGAGAGUUGGAAUUACAGCUGGUUAAGCGGUAUUUUCUUUCUCGUCAUUAUUUUUCUUUGCAUUCGUGAUUUUUUCAAACAUCGCUAUAAUUUGAGAAAUCGCGACGGUCCAUGUUCUAGACUCAGAAAUUGUGACUGCCCAUGUUCUAGACUCAGACAUUGUGACUGCCCAUGUGACCGGAUGUUGGAAUCAUGCAGAUGUAGUAAAUGUACAGCAUUGUUACGAUCGUGUUCAGUACGGUGUAUGUCAAAAUGUUCUGUGAUUUGUGAACGUUUGAGAGCGUGCAUCAGUGACAACAAUAAUGUGAAUUCUGAUGUUGAAAUGGCACCAUCCCCUCCUGUGACAAUAUCUAGUCAGUUUUCAGAAAUGGUGGAGCACCGCACGGACAAUAUCGGUGAAAAUCCGCCAAUGAACGAAGUAGCGCCCCCGUCGUAUGACAGCAUUGUGUCCAACCCUUCUCAACCACCCCCGAGUUAUGAGGAAGCCAUGCGGUGA